Messenger RNA from Manis javanica (Malayan pangolin), 838 nucleotides. NCBI's taxonomy places the organism in Eukaryota, Metazoa, Chordata, Mammalia, Pholidota, Manidae. The record is from RefSeq and is a predicted model, not a curated record.
GGGGAGUUCUUUCUUCGGGGAGCCGCGGGUGUGGCAGCGGUGGCUCUCCUCGCGCAGCCAGGUACGUAGGUCGGCCGUCCGGCUCGCGUUGCGGUGGGAGCAGGCGGGCAGGCCAUCAGUACCGGCGUAACGCCGGGACCCGAACCCCCAGAUCCACUGAGGGCUUGUCGUCGUACGAAGCGGUCACAUCUGAGCUCCUGGGGCCGACCUGUGCUGGUAUGUCGCCGUGUGACCUCGACCAGGAUACCCCCGCCCAAGCUGUCCUGUGUGUGAAGGCCGCCCGGUCUUUGUGAGCACCGACGCGGCAAGAAGCCCAAAGCUGCGCCCGCCUUUCGUUGGGGCCCAUCCGGAUUUGAGGUCUGCCGGCGCUGCCCUUUAGCGUGAGCUCCCAGGAUGGGAACCCCAGCCUCUGUGGUGAGCGAGCCGUCCCCCUGGCAGGCCCCAGCUGAAGCCCGGGGCCGCAAGCAGGCCUCAGCCAACAUCUUCCAGGACGCCGAGCUACUGCAGAUCCAGGGCCUGUUUCAGCGCAGUGGGGACCAGAUGGCUGAGGAACGGGCACAGAUCAUCUGGGAGUGUGCAGGGGACCACCGUGUGGCAGAGGCCUUAAGGAGGCUGCGUAGGAAGAGGCCUCCACGGCAGAAACCCCUGGGCCACUCACUACACCACUGCAGCCGCCUCAGGUGGGUCCCUGAGGACAGAAGGGAAGCACUAAUGACACCCAUUCUACUAUUUCCUGGCUGUGUGACCUGGAGCUACUGACUUGGCCUCCUUGUAAAGUACCUACCAUUGGGGUUGUAGGGUCUACACAGUGCCUACCAUGUGGUUGGCACUUGAGAUU